This is a messenger RNA of Camponotus floridanus (Florida carpenter ant), 2569 nucleotides long. It is a transcript of the gene Elp2, whose product is annotated as probable elongator complex protein 2. Lineage: Eukaryota; Metazoa; Arthropoda; Insecta; Hymenoptera; Formicidae. Bases 140 to 2470 code for a protein of 776 amino acids. The record is from RefSeq and is a predicted model, not a curated record. Gene Ontology annotation, biological process: tRNA wobble uridine modification. Gene Ontology annotation, molecular function: protein binding. Gene Ontology annotation, cellular component: elongator holoenzyme complex. The transcript is spliced from 2 exons.
GGAAUCUAGUAUUUUUUAUUACAGUGAAAUACAUAUGUGACUGAAGCGUCUGCUGACGUUUAGGUUAUUACGCAUGCGCGAGUUUGUCCCUCCGACUCACAGCUGAUCCGAGCACGUGUGCUCGCGACAAUUUUGAACAAUGACGACGCGUUACAUCUCCUGUUCGUGCAACCGCGUGCCACAUUGCGUCGAUUGGGGCAGCAACGGCCUCAUCUGCUUCGGAACAUGCAACGCGAUCGCGAUAUACAAGCCAUGCACGCACAUCGGUCGCGUUACACACACGUUGCAUCGGCAUCGCGACCGCGUCAACACAGUACACUGGAUAAGAUCGGGAGAUGGUGCGCCGGAGAAGGAAUUCCUGUCCGGUUCCGUGGACGGAACCGUGAUCAUCUGGAGCGAGGAUCGUGAAGAUGGCUUUCGAGUUACCUCGGUGUUGGACGUGGGAAAUGUCGUUACCUUCGCCGACUCCCUCCAAUUAUCCGAUGUUUCCACUGCUUUCCCAAGAUUGUUGAUAUGCACAGGUUCAAUCAACGGCGAGUUAAAAUUGUGGUCGAGGAAUGAAAACGCGGACGUCGAAGUUAUUCAGACCAUUUCCUAUGGAAGGAAAUUACCGAUACACUGUCGUCUGAUGUACUUGCCAAAUACUAAAUGUGCUCUCUUAGCUGUAGCAUUGGAGAAUGCUUCCGUCUUAUUGUAUACCAAAGAUUCUGAGGUAUCAGAAUCAAAUUUUAUAAGAGUCCAGAGUCUACUCGGACACCAAGAUUGGGUAAGAUGUAUUGAUUUUCAUCACGAUGACAAUGGGAAUCUUUUCCUUGCAACGGGGUCGCAAGAUAACAUGAUACGAUUAUGGAAAAUUACUAAAGCUGUCAUGGAAUCAUCGAGUGAUGAGCUUGAACAAAAAAGGGAAACCUUUAUGAUAAACGAUAGAGAAUAUAAUAUUACUCUGGAGUCUGUGCUUUCUGGUCAUGAAGGUUGGGUUUACGGAGUGCACUGGCAGCCUAUAAAAGCAAACAAUCACCAAGCAAUGAGAUUACUAUCCUCCUCUCUAGACAAGUCUAUGAUCAUAUGGGAACUGGAUGAUUCCAAUGGAAUUUGGACAGAGAAAGUACGUGUUGGCGAAGUCGGUGGCAAUUCUCUAGGCUUCUAUGGCUGCAAAUUUGGUCCAGAUGGAUUACAUAUAUUGGGACAUGGUUAUCAGGGUUCUUUUCACAUCUGGAAAUAUUCUCAAGAAAUUGCAAAUUGGAUUCCACGAUCUACACCCAGUGGUCAUUUUUCUGAAGUAGUUGACUUGUGCUGGGAACCAAGAGGAAGAUUUCUCAUCACAGCCAGCACAGAUCAAACUACGAAAGUUCAUGCGCCAUGGAAAGACGGGCUUAAAGAAUUAUGGCAUGAAAUCGCGCGUCCUCAGAUACAUGGAUACGACAUGUCGUGUUUAGUUAUGUUAGCACCAUAUAUGUAUGCUUCUGGAGCAGAGGAAAAAGUGGUACGUAUUUUCGCAGCUACAACAGCGUUUAAAAAUCGUCUAAGACCAUUAGCAAAUGUCGAAGACUUCAAAUCUACAGUGGCCCAUGGUGCUACUGUACCUUCUCUUGGAUUAACGAAUAAAGCAACGUUUGAUGAAAAAAAUAAUCAGUGUGAAAACGAAGGAAAUCCAAUGACGAAGGAUACAUAUGAACCGCCCACAGAAGAGGAAUUAGUGCAAAAUACACUCUGGCCGGAAUUACAAAAGCUUUAUGGACAUGGUUACGAAAUAUUCUGCAUGGCAGCGAGACACGAUGGACAAUUGCUAGCUACAGCAUGCAAAUCAGCUAAUAUAGAACACUCUGCAAUUAUAUUGUGGAGCACCGACACAUGGUCGCAAGUUCAGAAAUUGGUUUUUCAUCAACUGACAGUGACACAAAUGGAGUUCUCUCCGAAUGAUAGAUAUUUGCUAUCUGUCUCCAGGGAUAGAAGAUGGUCGCUAUUCAAGAACGAAGGCGAAAGUUACGCAUUAAUCGCAGUUAGUUCGAAGAAAGACGGUCUGCAUUCGCGAAUAAUUUGGUGUUGUGCUUGGACGAAUGAUUCGAGUUAUUUCGCGACUGGUUCCAGAGAUGGAAAAAUUGGUAUAUGGUUUGUAAAAAUGAUGGAGGACAACACUAAAGAUAUUAAGCCAGUAACGACUGUAGACACACAAAACCAAUCAGUUACAGCGCUAUGCUUUGCGCCAAGCUGUCUAGAUAGAUCUUAUAUUUUGGCUGUUGGAUAUGAAACAGGAUGCAUAAAAAUUCUAAAAAUCAAAGAGGAUCUGUUGAGUGUAUCGACAAUGUUGGCAUAUGAUACCUCCCAAGCUCAUCACUUAACAGUAAAAAGACUUAUGUUUCGACCUAGCAAUGAACAUUCAUGCGAUACAUUGCAAUUAGCAAGUUGUAGCUCUGAUCAUUCAGUCAAGAUACAUGAUAUAAAUUUAUCAUCGUUAAUGCUAAAUAUAUGAAUUUUAUAACAUCCAAAUAAAUUCUUAACUUCAAUAUUGUAUUAUACUUGUGUAAAAUUAUACACAAUCUAAUGUAACAACAUGUAUACAACAUGUAUA